Molecule: messenger RNA, 669 nt
Organism: Drosophila navojoa
Lineage: Eukaryota; Metazoa; Arthropoda; Insecta; Diptera; Drosophilidae
Cellular component (GO): extracellular region
Molecular function (GO): chitin binding
Source: RefSeq, a predicted model, not a curated record
GCUUCGAAGAUGUUGCGCGUGUUGGUGCUGCUGCUGCUGCUGCUGGCUUUGGGUGUCCUGGAUUGUCGGGCCGAAUGCAAUGUGUGCUCCGCAUUAUCCAAUGCGGCCUGUGUGUCGCAGACACAGUUCAUGUUCUGCGUAAAUAACAUACUAGUUCAGCCAGUGAAUAGCUGUCCGUCGGGUACUUUCUGCACGGCCCAGACUGCCAUUUGCCAGAGUAACAGCUCGUUAGCGUCGUGCAAUGAAUGUGGCAUUUGCAGUGCUGACCUUGUCUUUGCCUGUAUGGGCGUUCACACAUAUGCCCUGUGCCUGGGCACGCAGCAGCCAUCAGUAAUCAGAGGCAGCUGCGCCCCCUACUUGGUGUGCAACAGGGACAAUCCCAACAUUUGCGGCUCUGCAUCGACUGGUGGCCAGGUCUCCUGCCCCCUGAUGGAUGAUGAAUUGUACAGCGAUGCGAAUACUUAUUGCAGAUCUGUCCAAAGGGCUGGCCGCUAUCCCUAUGGCAACACGCUCGAAGCCACCUGCAAACAAUACGUCAAUUGUUAUGUGUACGGCAGCAUUUGGUAUGGCGCCCUGUACGAGUGCCCGGGCUCAACCUAUUUCCAGCCCAGCUCACAAAUGUGCAACACCACAGUGCCGUCUGCCUGCCGCAGCCUGCAAUGGCCCUAG